Molecule: messenger RNA, 1398 nt
Organism: Vitrella brassicaformis
Lineage: Eukaryota; Vitrellaceae
Source: the annotation of a GenBank genome assembly
CUUGUCGUUUCUGACGUCGCAUCUGCCAGUUUCGCUUGUCGGUUGAGUUCCAGUCAACGUUUCCUCUGUUUUCAUCCAUUGGCAAGCGAUGGCGUGGACGUCACAGACCCAGUUGCCCUUCUUCGUCCUGAUUUUGGGCAUUCACGCCGUUGUGGUGCAUCCGCUGUAUCACAGCAAGGCCAUCGACCGCAACAGCAAUGACCCCUUCCCGCACAGCCAGUGGGUAGAGGAGGUCAACGAAAUCAUCGAGAGCGCCGUGCGAAAGGUGCCUCGUGCGGCGAUGGCGGGGCAGCAAGGGGGUAGCAGCAGCAGCAGCAGCAAGAAGAAACGACCGAGUGUGAACCUCGCCAACCAAGACCACACGUGUGCGCCACUUACGGCUGCAACAACAAGGUGGGGUCGGGUCGGUGCAAGGUCUGCCACUGUUGCGGGAAGGCGGUGUGCAAGAUGCACGGGAACGGGCACCACUACACCAACAACGAGGUGGUCGGCAUGAUACUCAACAAGAUGAAGAAGAUGGGAAUGAUGAGCGAGGAGAACUUCGUGUGCCUCAACUGUGUUAAGGUCAAGUUCGUCCAGGGUGUGAAGGCUCACUAAGUUGCCCAUCCAUGGCCUGUCUUGCCCAUUCGAUGGAUGGAUUAGUUGUGAGCGCGAGUUCACACCCUGGCCGACCUGCUCUUUUCUUGAUGGAUGGAUGAAUAUGAGAGAGGCCAGCUCUCUGCUUCUCUCUCUCUCCCUCUCUCUCUCUCUCUCUCUUAUGCGGCUUGCCCAUCUCUUUUGAGUGUCAGCCAACACAGACCGGUUGAGUGCACAUUUCCCGUUGGACAAAGGUCACUGUGCGCGUGUGUGUGGAGGGGGGGGAGGGAUUCAUUGCAUUCCAUUCCAUCGCUUGGUGGACGCGUGUGUGUGUGGACCACGCAAUGAAAUGGAAUGCAAUGAAUCCCUCCCCCCCCCUCCACACCAGCCACACCGACAGAGACAGACAGACAGACAGACAAAUGCGCGAUAUCAAAGACGGACGGGGGACAUUUCGAUGAGGGACAGUGGACGGACCUGUAUGUCUUCAUGUGGGCGGGGGAUCCAUUGCAUUCCAUUUGGUUGUGUGGUGUGGUGUGGUGUGGUGUGGUGUGGUGCACCGUCCCUGGUGCCUGCUGGCUGGCUGGUAGCUGACGUGCCCUUUUCGGCCUACACGUAAAGGUGUGCUGAAACACACAACACACACAGAGACAGCCAAUACGCACACCCAUUGAUGUGUGCGUGUGGUGUAUAUUUGUUUCUUUCAGUUUCUGAUGCGUCUUCGCGAUCUGCAUCGAUGAGCGAGGCCUCGGUUGGACACGCCGCACACGCGAUGCUCUAAACUGCGAGCUCCCUCCUUCCCCCGUUCGCCGAAAAGUGCCG